Molecule: messenger RNA, 1811 nt
Organism: Megalops cyprinoides (Indo-Pacific tarpon)
Lineage: Eukaryota; Metazoa; Chordata; Actinopteri; Elopiformes; Megalopidae
Gene: bco1
Product: beta-carotene oxygenase 1
Exons: 11
Coding region: 29-1636 (535 amino acids)
Biological process (GO): retinal metabolic process; carotene catabolic process
Molecular function (GO): beta-carotene 15,15'-dioxygenase activity; carotenoid dioxygenase activity
Source: RefSeq, a predicted model, not a curated record
ACAGGCUGUGAGUAGCAGUAUUCGAUAUAUGUCAUUUGCAGCAAAAACAAAAGAAAAGACAAGAAAAAAAACAAUGCAAUACGAUUACAGUAAGAACAAAGAAGAGCAUCCUGACCCUAUAAAGGCAGAAAUCAAAGGCACUCUCCCUGACUGGCUGCAGGGGACGCUGCUGCGCAAUGGACCGGGCAUGUUCUCUGUGGGAGACACCACUUACAGCCACUGGUUCGAUGGGAUGGCUCUGAUGCACAGCUUUACUUUUAAAAAUGGGGAUGUGACUUACAGAAGCAAAUACCUUCGUGGAGACACCUAUAAAGCGAACACGGAAGCCAAAAGAAUUGUGAUAUCUGAAAUGGGUACCAUGGCCUAUCCAGAUCCGUGCAAAAAUAUUUUGACCAAAGUGAUCACCUUCCUCAACCACACUAUCCCAGACUUCACAGACAACUGCGGGAACAAUAUUAUUAGAUAUGGAGACGAUUACUAUGCCACAUCUGAGACUAACUAUAUCCGCAAAAUUGAUCCGGUGACCCUGGAAACGCAGGACAAGGUGGACUACCUGAAAUACCUGGCUGUAAACCUGGUGACAUCACACCCACAUUAUGAUAAAGCAGGAAACACCUACAAUAUGGGGACAUCAAUAGCAGAGAAGGGAAAGACAAAGUAUGUGGUAUUCAAGGUCCCACCCUCUGCACAGGACAGCUCCAAGGCAACUCCGGCCCUAAAGAAUCUGGAAGUUAUAUGCACCAUGCCCUGCCGAUCCCUCCUCUCUCCCAGCUACUACCACAGCUUCGGCAUGACCGACAACUACAUCAUCUUCAUCGAGCAGCCCUUCAAACUCGACAUCCUGAAGAUGGCCACCGCAUACCUGAGAGGAGUCAACUGGGCCAGCUGCCUCAAGUUCCAUCCUGAAGAAAAUACCCUGAUUCACGUGAUCGACAGGAAGACCGGUAAGGAGGUGGCGUCGAAAUUCUUCACUGGUGCAAUGGUGGUGUACCAUCACGUCAACGCCUAUGAGGAGGACGACCAUGUGGUGGUUGACGUCAUUGCGUACGAUGACAACAGCCUCUAUAACAUGUUCUACCUGAGCAGCCUGCAGGAAGAUUCUGAGGAGAAGAGAAAAUCCUACUCCAAGCCAAAGUGCAAGAGAUUUGUCCUACCUCUGCAGACUGACAAGGCCGAGGUUGGAGAAAAUCUAGUGAGGUUAAAAUUCACAACAGCCAAUGCUGUGAAGGAGAAAGAUGGCAAACUGCUUUGCGAGCCAGAAGUUCUUUGUGAAGGGGUGGAACUACCCAGGAUUAACUAUGACUUUAAUGGGAGGAAGUACAGAUAUGUCUACUGGACCCAUGCAGAGAUGUCAGCAGUUGCUACAAAGAUAAUGAAGUUUGAUAUUGAAACAAAGAAGACUAUUGAAUGGACAGAAGAGAACUGCUACCCAUCUGAACCAGUCUUCAUUGGCAACCCCAAUGCAAUAGAGGAGGAUGACGGUGUGAUUUUGACUGCGGUCAUCUCUCUGGAGGCGCAGAAACCUGACUUCAUGCUGGUGCUGGAUGCCCGGUCGUUCACGGAGAUCGCCCGUGCCAAUGUGGAUGCAGAGCUUCAUAUGGACAUGCACGGACACUUCAUCCCCCAGCGCAGUUAGGCACUCAGGCCCCACGGGCAUCUCUGUAGUCCACUAAAGCAUCAGGACCUUGUAACAAGUUAAAUGGGCUUGGUAAAAACAAUGAACAAGACGUGUAUAUGAGUCUCCUCUUACUCUCCAUCAGGGCAGUGGUGCUGGCUGUGUAUCGUAAAAUGUACAGUAAAAAGAAAUGGAA